AUGAAUAACAGAUGGUGGAACUUGGCUUGCCAACAUGUAAAGUUUUCUUUGAUUUUCCUGCUGGCCUGGAGCUCUGUUUUUUGGGGAAGCAGCUGUACUGUAUAUCGGAUAAGAAAAUCUGAUAUGGGCUUAAAAACUUUGGAGGAGCUAGUCUCAAUAAGAAAGACUUUGGAUAGGCAGGCUGUGAAGCUUAAUGGAUUGGAGAGAAAUCUUCACCGCGUGCUGAGCAAGGUGCUCUUUCUCUCCGAUGCGGAUGUGCAUGCCCCAGGGAGAUUCUCCUCCAAGGAAGAUCCUUUGACAGAACUAUCAGAGCGUCUAAAUAAAUUGCUUAAAAGACUAAACCAGUUGGAGGAUCUAGAUCUGGAUUCUAUAAAAAAUUUAGAAACUUCUUUGGAACCGAACUUACAAAAGGAUGUGCCAAAAGUUGAUUUCAACCAGCCCGCCAAAUCGGAUUGUUAUGAACUGGACGAAGACCUGCGAGUAGAUGGCGUCUAUAGGUUCCUGGUUCCCGAGCGGAAUGAAGUCCAACGCGAUUUGCACGAGCGUUACUGCGCCUUUGCCACCGAUGGUCCCGCCUGGACGGUGAUCCAGAACCGAGGUGGCGCCUUCGAUCCCAUCGAGAACUUUAAUCGCACUUGGGACGAGUAUCGCGCGGGUUUUGGCAAUUUAUCUCGGGAUUUCUGGUUCGGCAACGAGUUCACGCACAAGAUUCUCUAUCGCGACGAUCAUGAGUUGAGGGUCGAGUUGCAGGAGGAGGAGGAACAGGACACGGUGGAUUGGGCAGAGUACCCAGUUUUCCGGCUGGACAGCGAGCGCUACAACUAUCAGCUUUUGGUGGAGGGAGAGAUCCGGGGUUCGCUGCCAGGUGCUUUGGAGCAGCUCAAUGGGAUGGAUUUCAGCACCUACGAUCGGCGGAGGGAUCCCCAGGAUCCCGGGAGCACCGGGGAUUCCACCUGUGCCCAGGAGUACGGCGGAGGUUGGUGGUUCGAUCGCUGCUCGCAGUCCAAUCUGAAUGGAGAACUUGGUGUCCACCAGAGACGGAGUCCAGCCAUCAUCUGGUCGAAUUGGCGGACGGGGACCGAAAAACCGAAAAGGUCGCGCAUGAUGAUACGACCCGUGAACCCAAUUCCGGGGGGCUACUUUUACGAGGAGUAGAUUUACAAGGACGAGAUUUAAAAGCAAAUGUAGCUAGAGUUCCA
Messenger RNA from Drosophila takahashii, 1199 nucleotides. RefSeq names its product techylectin-5A. Lineage: Eukaryota; Metazoa; Arthropoda; Insecta; Diptera; Drosophilidae. The record is from RefSeq and is a predicted model, not a curated record.